AUGUUCGUCGGCGUCGUCGCGGGCGCCGUCCUCGUCAACGUCGCGCCGCUGGCGAACUCGCUGCACGUCGUCGCGCCGCCGCACCGCCCAAACUCCUCGAGCCGCGCCGAAGAGAGAGGCAGCGCAGGCACGCCUGGCCGGAGGGCGGGGCUGCUGCGGCGCGCGCGCGCGUCGAUGACCGAGCUCGUCGCGUUGGCGCCGGAGAGCGACCACUACGCUCCGCACCGGCGGGCACGGCUUCCUGCCGCCGAGCAGACGGUGUCCGUCGAGUCGCUGGACUCGCUGAUGUUUCACAUCUGCCUCGUGAUGCUGGUGAUGUUUUGCGGCUACUUGCUGCGCGUCCCGAUCUCCGUCGUCGACUCGCACUUCACCGACCACCGCUCCGGCAAGUCCUUCAUUGACCGCGAGACGAUCGUCCGCGUCUCAAACACGGCGCACGGCCUCCUCAUCCCCGCCGCCAUCUCCCGACAUCUCCUCACCAUCAUCGCGGAGACGUGGGCGCCCUUCGCGCUCGUCUGCCUGCUGCUGCUGCGGAUGGCGGACCCCAACGACGCCACGCCCGUGCUGCGCGACUUCACGUGCAAGCAGAUCUUCCACGGCCAGCCACGCGUCACCGAAGGCGACAUGCGAGCUCACGGCGCCGCGCUCUCGCUUGGAGCAGCCGCCUCGCCGCAGCACGACGCGGAGGCGGGACGGGAGGACUUUAGCGAGGUGGCUGCCCGCCGCUGCGCCUCGGCGCCAGUCGUCGCGUCACCGCCGAUACCGCAGGGAGAUUGA
Emiliania huxleyi CCMP1516 is the source of this 777-nucleotide messenger RNA. RefSeq lists its product as hypothetical. The record is from RefSeq and is a predicted model, not a curated record. The transcript is spliced from 5 exons. NCBI's taxonomy places the organism in Eukaryota, Haptophyta, Isochrysidales, Noelaerhabdaceae. The coding region runs from base 1 to 777 and encodes 258 amino acids.